This is a messenger RNA of Lindgomyces ingoldianus, 1968 nucleotides long. RefSeq names its product ornithine aminotransferas-like protein. The record is from RefSeq and is a predicted model, not a curated record. Lineage: Eukaryota; Fungi; Ascomycota; Dothideomycetes; Pleosporales; Lindgomycetaceae. The transcript has 4 exons. Gene Ontology annotation, cellular component: cytoplasm. Gene Ontology annotation, molecular function: L-ornithine transaminase activity; identical protein binding; pyridoxal phosphate binding. Bases 206 to 1642 code for a protein of 478 amino acids.
GUCUGAGCCGACUGCUACAACAACUGUUCUCCUAAUGGCAUGAACUGGCUAUCUGCGGCUUUGGAGUGAAAACACUGCAAUUUAAGACCUCCACCUUAAUCCGGCGCCGCGAUCGACCCUUCUCAUUCCUCCUCCCGUCAACAAAGCCACGUUCCCCACUACAUACUCCACGUUGAGCCGAUCUUGAAUUCACGAAGCAUCCACUAUGGCACCAAGUGCAGUUCAGAACAACGACACGAGCGCGAGCAAUGGAGCCGGGCUGAAGGCUACUGCACAGGCAUUCCACCCUACUGGCACUCCUGAUCCUGCGAAGUAUCAUACCGCGUCGUCGACUGAGGCUAUAAGCGUAGAGGCGAAGUUCGCGGCUCACAAUUACCACCCGCUCCCUAUUGUUUUCGCUCGAGCAAGCGGUUGCUCAGCUUGGGACCCCGAAGGGAAGCACUACCUCGAUUUCCUCUCCGCAUACAGUGCCGUAAACCAAGGCCAUUGCCACCCUGAGCUUGUUAAGGCGUUGACCGAGCAGGCCUCAAGGCUGACCCUCAGUAGUCGAGCAUUCUAUAAUGAUGUGUUCCCACGCUUUGCGGAAUUCGUCACCCGAAUGUUUGGGUUCGACAUGGUGCUGCCAAUGAACACGGGAGCAGAGGCUGUCGAAACGGCAGUGAAGAUUGCACGCAAGUGGGGCUAUAAGAUCAAAGGAAUACCCCAUAAUGAGGCUUUAGUGUUCUCCGUGCGGGAGAAUUUCCAUGGACGGACUUUCGCUGCCAUCACCAUGUCCACCGACCCUGAAUCACGCGACAACUAUGGCCCAUAUCUACCAAAUAUUGGAAGCGUUUGUCCAGCCACUGGUAAACCAAUUAGGUACAACAACGUGGACGAUGUCCGAGACGUUCUUGAACGCCACGGGAAAAACACCGCUGCAUUCCUAGUGGAACCCAUUCAAGGUGAAGCUGGUAUUGUUGUUCCCGAUGAUAACUAUCUUCGGGAAGUCAAGACACUCUGUGAAAAGCACAAUGUGCUAUUGAUUUGCGAUGAGAUCCAGACUGGCAUUGCACGGACUGGAAAAAUGCUUUGCUACGAAUGGAGCGGGAUCAAGCCAGACCUUGUCCUACUUGGCAAAGCUAUCUCAGGUGGGAUGUAUCCCGUCUCCUGCGUCUUAGGUUCCAAAGAGGUAAUGCUCACUAUUGAGCCCGGCACUCACGGUUCGACAUACGGCGGCAACCCAUUGGGCUCCGCCGUUGCUAUCCGAGCACUGGAACUCAUUCAGGAGGAAAAUAUGGUUGAGCGUGCUGAGAAGCUAGGUCAAAUGUUCCGCGAUGGAUUAAAGAAGAUCAGCAACCCGAUGAUCAAGAUAAUUCGUGGCAAGGGUUUACUAAACGCUAUUGUUAUCGAUGAGAGCAAGACGGAUGGUCAUAGUGCCUGGGACUUGUGUAUGCUCUUCAAGGAGAAGGGAUUGUUGGCCAAGCCAACCCACCAAAAUAUAAUUCGUCUAGCCCCACCGCUCGUUAUCACCGAGCAAGAAAUCGAGACUGCUCUUAACAUCAUUGCGGAGGCCAUGGACGAACUGCCGAAGCUAAAGGGUAAGAGGGAGAAGGAGGUACUCCCCCCUGGAGAGAAGAACGUUCACAUUGGAGUAGACAACUAGGAUUCGUGUACCCAAUUUUUCCUUGGCGAAAGACUUAUAUGCAUCGGCAUGGCAAAUUGCUCGGAGUUUCGGAAGAUGAUAUGGCUCACUGACAAGACCAAAAAAUAAACUCAACCCUUCUACGCAAGGUCACACAAUAGUAUACCUUGUCUUGUGUAACACUUCGGGAUAUUGGAAGAUGGAUAUGGCCGAAGGGUGGAGUACCCGUUUGGGUAACUUUGAACAGCGGCCAGAAUGGAGAGUCAUGUUUCAGGAGAUGAGCAUUCAUUGGAUAGGUCGUUUUGAUGUACCUAGACUUGAGAAAUCCAGCAAAUCAUUUUCCAGAA